Populus nigra (black poplar) is the source of this 2174-nucleotide messenger RNA. RefSeq names its product phosphoinositide phosphatase SAC6. The record is from RefSeq and is a predicted model, not a curated record. The coding region runs from base 239 to 2029 and encodes 596 amino acids. Gene Ontology annotation, biological process: phosphatidylinositol dephosphorylation. The transcript is spliced from 21 exons. NCBI's taxonomy places the organism in Eukaryota, Viridiplantae, Streptophyta, Magnoliopsida, Malpighiales, Salicaceae. Gene Ontology annotation, cellular component: endoplasmic reticulum. Gene Ontology annotation, molecular function: phosphatidylinositol-4-phosphate phosphatase activity.
UGUCAUGUCAUAUAUAUCUCAAAUCUAAUUCAAAAACCCGAAAUACAGGCAUAGUUCCUCGCCAUUCUUUUAGUCCUAUUCCGUUUAAAACUUCAAAUCCUUAAAAACUUACGGAACUGUCUUGUUUUUCUCAGCUUCAGUCCCUAUCAGAAAACCAAACCAAUAGAAAAGUUUCAUUGGAUCUUACACUUCAUACACUUUUUUUUUUUAAGUUGUGAAGUUUGGGGUUUUGUUAAUAAUGAUGGAGAGAGCAGAGUCAGGGCAGAAACUGUACACACGGAUGCGUUUAUGGGAAUUCCCAGAUCAAUAUGUGAUUGAACCAACUGAUGGAUCUUGUGGUUCUUCUUUGGCCGUCAAUAAGGCUGAUGGGUCAAUGAAUUUGAUUGAUGAAGUUCCUGAGUGUAGCUCAAUCAGGGUGCCUAAAAUUAGGAUCAUUUUUGGUGUCAUUGGGAUGCUAAAGCUUGUGGCAGGGUCGUACUUAAUAGUUAUUACAGAUCGUGAAUGUGUUGGAUCCUACUUAGGACAUCCUAUCUAUAAAGCUACAUCAUUGAAGAUUUUUCCUUGUGACCAAUCCGUUACAAAUUCUAACGCAGAACAGAAAAAGGUGGAGACUGAAUUCUCUGGGCUGCUUAACGUCGCAGAGAGGACUUCUGGUCUGUAUUUCUCAUAUGACUCCAAUUUAACGCUGAGUGCUCAGCGAUUGCAUGAUCUGGGUGAUGAGUCUAAAUUACUUCCUCUUUGGAGACAGGCAGAACCUAGGUUUCUGUGGAACAACUAUAUGUUGGAGGUUCUCAUAGACAACAAGCUUGAUCCAUACCUACUUCCUGUUGUCCAAGGCAGCUUCCAGAACUUUCAAGCAGCCAUUGGGAAAGAAAUUGUUGAUGUUACUCUGAUUGCUAGGAGAUGCACAAGGAGAAAUGGCACUCGCAUGUGGAGAAGAGGAGCUGAUUCUGAUGGGUAUGUUGCUAAUUUUGUGGAAACUGAGCAGAUUGUUCAGAUGAAUGGAUUCACAUCAUCAUUUGUUCAGGUUCGGGGUUCAAUUCCAUUUCUUUGGGAGCAAGUUGUUGAUUUGACAUACAAGCCCAAGUUUGAGAUUGUGAGACCUGAGGAGGCUCCUCGAGUGGUGGAGCGGCAUUUUCUGGAUUUGAGAAAAAAAUAUGGGAGUGUAUUAGCGGUUGAUCUUGUCAACAAGCAUGGAGGUGAGGGGCGCUUGAGCGAAAAAUAUGCAAAUGCAAUGCAUCGUGUCAUUAGUGAUGAUGUAAGAUAUCUGCACUUUGAUUUUCAUAAAAUCUGUGGGCAUGUUCACUUUGAGCACCUUUCAAUCCUCUACGACCAAAUUGUUGAUUUCCUUGAGAAAAACGUGUACCUUUUGUUGAAUGAAAAGGGUGAGAAAAUGAAAGAGCAAACUGGGGUUGUGAGGACCAACUGUAUUGAUUGCUUAGACCGUACAAAUGUUACCCAGAGCAUGAUAGGGCGAAGAAUGUUAGAAAUCCAACUUAGAAGGAUUGGUGUUUUUGGAGCUGAAGAAACUAUUAGCUCCCAUCCAAACUUUGACGAAAGCUAUAAAAUAUUAUGGGCUAAUCAUGGAGAUGAGAUAAGUAUUCAAUAUUCUGGCACUCCUGCUUUAAAAGGAGACUUUGUGAGAUUUGGCAAGCGGAGUAUCCAGGGGAUCCUUAAUGAUGGCUGGAACUCCCUUGCCCGUUAUUAUUUGAAUAACUUUUCUGAUGGCACAAAACAGGAUUCAAUCGAUCUCUUACAGGGACAUUAUAUUGUUUCUGUAAGCCGAGAGACAACCCCUCCAUCUCAAACAGGAGGCCUUGAGAGUGUAGCUUCUUUCCCAGUGGCUUUAGCAUUGGUCUUGAUUGGGUUCUUUUUGGCCCUGAUGUCACUUAGGCAAGUUCGGUAUGACCUCCGACACUUGUUCUUCUCAAUCAUGUGGGCUAGUCUUAGUGUUGCUAUUGGAGCAUUUGUGAAGGCAAAUGGACGGAUUUUCUGCCAACGGCCUCGUCUGAACAAGCCUCGAUCUUAAUUAUAGAUUCAGAAUGCUUACAGAAAUAUUUCUUAUCAGAUUUUCAGCUUGUUGCUUAUUGUUUUUUAUUCUUUGAAACAACUUUGGAUUCUUGUAUCCCACAUAUCAUAUCUAAAAUCUGAUGAUUCCAAUUCGAGUUUUUUGA